Messenger RNA from Epinephelus fuscoguttatus (brown-marbled grouper), 4075 nucleotides. RefSeq names its product insulin receptor substrate 1-B. Gene Ontology annotation, biological process: insulin receptor signaling pathway. Gene Ontology annotation, cellular component: plasma membrane; cytosol. The transcript has 3 exons. NCBI's taxonomy places the organism in Eukaryota, Metazoa, Chordata, Actinopteri, Perciformes, Serranidae. Gene Ontology annotation, molecular function: phosphatidylinositol 3-kinase binding; insulin receptor binding. Bases 358 to 3867 code for a protein of 1169 amino acids. The record is from RefSeq and is a predicted model, not a curated record.
GACUGUGGGCAACCUCAGACAGGUGGAGGAGAUGUCCUUAAGCAGCUGAACUGCACCGUGGUUGGACCUGAUCGGGCAGGACUGGGCUGGGCUGCAGGACGAGCAGCGGCGGACGCUGCUGUGCACGCUCGCUGCGCGGAUCCUCCUGCAGCUGCUGGAUUCACACUAUGAUGCCACAUCCAAAACAUGCUUUGGCUGAUUCUCCCAUCCUGAGCCUUCGCACACAUGCUGGACACUUCAAUGUGGACGCGGGGAGGACGAGUGAUGUAGUUGCAAUGGAUUAAUGAGGAGUACACAUGGGCUUCGGUUUUUUCCCUGAGAUUAUUGGCGUCUAGUAUUCAUCACCCUGCCUUGGCCAUGGAGAACCAAGCAGCCGAGCCGCAGAACUAUGAAGAUGUACAGAAAAGCGGCUAUCUCCGCAAGCAUAAAUCAAUGCACCGGCGAUUCUUCGUGCUGAGAGCGGCCUCGGAGCAUGGUCCUGCUCGACUUGAGUAUUACGAGAACGAGAAGAAAUUCCGCAGUAAAUCACCUGUGCCCAAAAAAGUCCUGAACCUGGAGACUUGCUUCAACAUCAACAAGCGGGCAGAUUCCAAGAACAAGCACAUGAUAGUCCUUUAUACCCGCAGCGAGAGCUUUGCCAUCGCUGCAGACAGCGAGGAGGUCCAAAACGAGUGGUACCAAGCGAUGCUGGACCUCCAGUGCAACUGUAAAACUCCUGAAGACUAUGGCAGUAGUGGAGAGUGUAGCUCUCCGUCUCCUAUUCCAACCUUCAAGGAAGUAUGGCAGGUCAAGGUUUGGCCUAAAGGUCUUGGACAUGCCAGGAACUUGGUGGGCAUCUACCGGCUGUGCCUCACUGACAAGACAGUCAACUUUGUCAAACUCAAUUCUGAUGUGGCAGCUGUGGUGUUGCAGCUGAUGAAUGUUCGCAGGUGUGGCCAUUCAGAGAAUUUUUUCUUCAUUGAGGUGGGUCGCUCGGCGAUCACCGGCCCCGGAGAGUUCUGGAUGCAGGUGGAUGACUCUGUGGUGGCUCAGAACAUGCACGAGACCCUGCUGGAGGCCAUGAAGGCCCUGAGUGAGGAGUUCCGUCAGCGCAGUAAAUCUCAGUCUGUGGGGACGUCGUGCGGAGGCGGUACCGCUUCAAACCCCAUCAGCGUCCCGAGCCGUCGGCAUCAUCCAAAUCUGCCACCAAGUCAGGUGGGCUUCUCCAGACGAGCCCGUACGGAGACACCUGGAACUGGAGGCAGCAGCACUAGCACUUCACCUACAUCGCGCCAUGGAUUCCCAAGGGCACGGACUGCCAGCAUUGGAGCCAGGUCGGAGGAGGGCGGAGCAAGUGCCAAAGGGACAUGGGCCAGCUCCAGCCCGAGUCUUAAUGGUUCCUGCUCAACUACGCCAACGCUGAGACCCAAGCCCACCAGGGCCCCAACCCCUGCUAAGAUUACCCUCAGCCUUGCACGUUACACGCCUAACCCUGCUCCCUCUCCUGCACCGAGUCUAUCCUCCAGCUCUGGUCAUGGCUCAGAGUGUGGCCUGGUGGGGGCAGCAGUGGGAGGCAUGACGAUCUGCUCCUACCCUCGUGUUUCUCAGAGAGUCUCUGUUUCAGGUUCACCGAGCGACUACGGCUCCUCAGAUGAAUAUGGCUCCAGUCCUGGGGAGCACUCUCUCCUUGUACCCAGUCUGUCUGGACAUCACGUGCAUGGAGAGGGCUCCUCCAGCUAUAUAGUGAUGGGACAGCGAGAGGGUCUCCUUGGUUCUCAUCAUCGCUCAAAAGGCCGACGGAUUUUGCGGCGUUCAUCUAGUAGGGAAUCUGAGGCGGAACGGCGACUACUGAGUAAGAGGGCUUCCCUGCCUUUGGCAGCCCAUGAACGGCUGACCCCGCAUAGAAAAGAUGAAGACGAUGAAGAUGAUGAAGAAUAUGCCAUCAUGUCGCAGAGUGCUAACAGAGAGAGAGCUGAUUUGCACCAUGGCUCAGAGGGCCUGGCAGCUGGGGGCGGGCAGCUUGAUGCAGUCGGGAAAAAUAGGAAGAGGGCUGACAAAAGCAGGCGAGAAGUGGAAGGUGGAGCAGCUGUGGAUAGCGGCUAUAUGUCAAUGUUGCCUGGAGUGACGUCUCCUCCUGUUUCACUCUCUCUCUCAAUAGGUAUGUCUGACACCAGUGCUAAACCUGGGGCAGAUGACGAGUAUAUGGCCAUGACCCCCAACAACAGUGUGUCCCCCCCUCAGCACAUCCGCCAGCCCAGCACAGAAGGCUACAUGGUCAUGUCUCCUAACAGCAGCAGCUCCACAGACCUGCACGGAUUGGGCAUGUGGGAUAGCAGGGCCAGCAUGGAGAGCCGGGCUGCCAGUGACUACAUGAACAUCUCACCUGUCUGCAGCCGCUCUGCCUGCAGCACACCGCCUUCCCACCCAGAACAGCACCAACUGCAACCAAAAAUGUUCAAUUCCUACUUCUCUCUGCCAAGAGCUUAUCAACAUACUCUCUACACUCGCUUUGAGGAGGACUUAAACAAAGGGGAAGGAAAAAAGGACAGCAGUGGGCAUGAUAGUGCAGGAAGGGGAGGGGGAGUGGGAUACAGCAAGAGAAACAAAAUUGCAGCGGGCUCUGCAGGAGGCUGUCAGCUCUCCAUGUCUUCCUCUUCCUUCUCCUCCAGCUCAGCCAGCAGCGAGAGCCUGGAAGACAAGUCCAUAUCGGCAGGGAGAGGGUUAAGUUUAUUAAGAACUGGAGGAGAGUAUAAGUUUGCGGGGACAUGUGCAAAGGAUGGGCGUCAUCAUCAAAAACGUGGAUCAAGUAGUAAGAGCCCGAAACAACAAAGGAGGGGUCGUCCCCUCAGCGUGUCUUCAGACAUCACUAAGGCAAACACCCUGCCCAGGGUGAAGGAGAAUCUGCAGCCAUCAGUUUCUCAAAACGUCGGUGAGUAUGUCAGUAUUGUGUACAAGGAGGACAAUAAGUAUGGUGGAGGAAGACGUUUGGGGUCUGAACGUGGACAGCCUGUGAUCCACGGAACCCUUCGGCCUGUGAAUCAACCAUUUCUCUGCCAUGAUAAUCCCGCUAACCUUCCCCGCAGCUUCUCUGCUCCAUUGUCCACCUCUGCAGAAUACGUCAGCAUGGAUUUAGGGAAGUCCUCAACGCCCCUGACUCCUGUUAGAUCCACAUUCAGCACCCCACAGGGCCCACCAGCUGUUGCCCCCAAGGCCCGACAUGAACACAGCACGUCCUCUCCUCUGGCAGCAGAGGGCAACACCGGGUACAGAACAAAGGUAAAGUCGGCAGCAAUGCCAACAGACGCCUCCACUCCAUUUAUGGACAGCAAAGGUUCCGAUCCCAGCAUUUCAGCAAGACCUGCCAUCCACUCUGGUCAGCCCUUAUCCAUUGAGCAGGAGACAGGCUUGGGCUUUUCCCCAGUCAAGUCCUUCCAGUCUCCUGAGCGGAGCAGCAGGUCGGUCCGAGGUGACCCACAGGGACGGCCGAGCCACCGUUCAGAGACAUUUAACUCACCUCCCUCCCUGCCACGCCACACAUCCUCUUCUACCUCCAUCUUCCCGGAGGGCAGCCAGGCGGCGAGCCAUCGGCAUGGUUUGGAUUGCUCACUGUGGGAAAACAGGCAGGCAGCUAGUUUAUCUGCCACACCUCCACCACAAGCCUCCACCUCAUCUGCUGAACAAGGCCUUAACUAUAUUGACCUUGACCUGGCCAUUAAGGAGAGCCCUCAAGCCGGAGUGGAGCGUACCUCUGCCGCCUACAACAUCGGAGGAAGCGCUAUGGGCAGCAGCACUGGCUCCAGCCUCAACACUUAUGCCAGUAUUGAUUUCUAUAAGUCAGAAGAACUGAGAGCACACCAGAGCAGUAGAAAGGAUGGUCAAGAUUGUUGAUCUCCAUCUUGGAUGUGAGCGUGACGCCGGUGUGACAGCUCCACAGUCAGUCUGUGAGGGGACGACCUGUUGCCACAACAGAACUGUACACUGGAGUCUGAACACUUAAAAACCUGGAAAACUCAUCCCCAUCCCGUCGGCUGUUUUAUGUCAACCAAAUGUGUGCCAAACACACACACACACACACUCUCACACACACACACACACA